UGUCCGGAGGAAACUUGAAAAAAAAAAAAAAUCCUAGAGAAAUUCUCAUUACACAAGUCCGUCGAGAUUGGCAAACAGAUUUCGCGGUUAAGUACCCUAAUCGCGACGUCGGAAACCAUCGUCGUGUCUGGCUUAGCAUUUGUCGUAAUCUACGAUGGCUGGUUCUUCAGGCGGAAGCCAAAUGUCAUCACCGGCAGCUCCUAAAAUCCUUCUUGCUAAACCGUCCGUUUCUCCGAUUACCGGUAAAUUCGGACGCGGCAACUCCGACGACGAUAAUGCUUCGCACCGCUCUCGUCUCCCUCCUGUUAGCUCUCUGAAUAUGCUCUCCGAUUCUUGGGAUUUUCACAUCGAUCGCUUUCUCCCUUUCCUUACUGAGAAUACAGACUUCACGGUGGUUGGAGUGAUUGGACCUCCGGGUGUUGGCAAAUCGACAAUUUUGAAUGCAAUCUACGCCUUUGAUGGGAGCUCCCCUGGCUGUUACUUUGUAGGAAUGCUACCGCCAUUUUCUGUACAGUCUGACGAGAUCAAAGCAGCGGCAAAACAUUGUACUAUUGGCAUUGAACCAAGAGUUUCCGCUGAGAGGUUCAUCCUUCUUGAUGUUCAGCCUGUUUUCAGUCCAUCCAUAUUGGCUGAGAUUAUCAGACCUGAUAGUUCAUCCUCAGUACCAGUCUUGGGCAGUGACUCUCUGUCGGCUGAGUUGGCUCACGAAAUCAUGUGCAUCCAGCUUGGUGUCCUCUUAGCAUCCAUUUGUCACGUGUUGCUGGUGGUAUCUGAAGGAGUUCAUGAAGAUAACAUGUGGCAUCUGAUGUCAACGGUGGAUUUGUUGAAGCAUGCAAUACCUGAUCCAUCUUCUCCUGCACUUUCCCGUCUACAGAUCUCUGAGAUUGGGCCUGAAAUGGAAUUUAAGGACAAAUUAUCUGAGGGAAAUGAAUAUAUGGCUACUCCCAUAUUUGUGCACUCAAAGCUUCAGGAUCAAGAUCUCUCUCCAAAGAAUAUCUUGCAACUAAGAAAGGCACUGGCGCAGUAUUUCGAAUCAAGUUCAUUCACAGCAGGAAGGAAUGGGUCGGAGUUAGUCGAGCCGGUUUCUUCUGUGAUUCCAUCUAAAAGCUCGAGAAACCAGCACGAGAGUUAUCAAUUAGCAAUGUGGAAACUAAGGGAUCAGGUUUUGUCUUCUAAAUCUACGUCCUUUUCAAGACCAGUCUCUGAACGGGAGUGGCUGAAAAACUCAGCAAAGAUAUGGGAGAUGGUGAAGAAUUCUCCGAUCAUUGCAGAGUACAGUAGGGCUCUUCAAAGUUCCGGUAUGUUUCGGAGGUAGUAGUAGACCCUUCACUUAUAGUCAGUGUCUUGAUAUUCUAGGCUUGCUCGUUUGUUGCUGAAUUCAUUGAACUUGAGAUGUAGUGUUUUCUUCUUCUUCAAGUUCUUAAAGAAUAGUGUGUCAUGAAUAUUUUCUUACCGCAAAAUCUCUCUGUUACUUA
Messenger RNA from Arabidopsis lyrata subsp. lyrata, 1475 nucleotides. Its product is annotated as protein SMG9. The record is from RefSeq and is a predicted model, not a curated record. Lineage: Eukaryota; Viridiplantae; Streptophyta; Magnoliopsida; Brassicales; Brassicaceae. Gene Ontology annotation, biological process: nuclear-transcribed mRNA catabolic process, nonsense-mediated decay. The transcript is spliced from 8 exons. Bases 155 to 1315 code for a protein of 386 amino acids.